ACGAGUUCGAUUUGGCACUACUUCCCCACUUAUCUUAUCUUAACUACUAUAUACUUAGAUUCCAUUGACUUUGCAUUGGUAUUGGUUGAUAUCUUUUGAGCAAUUUAGCAGACUUCAGUUUAUUUUUUUCUUCACGAAAAAGACGAAUUCUUGGCGUAAAGCCACGUCAAUUCGGGUACAAGAAAGAUUCGUCGUUUUAUACUAAACGACUUUCAUGGCAUAUCACAAACCGCCACGUACGCAAAGGAAGAUGUGAGCAAUGUAGAAGAUCGUGCAUUGCGUCAGUUUAUAAAUUACGACGCUGACACAAAGUAUGCUGAAAAUGUCAUUCGAGGGGAAAUAUAAUAUAAAAAGUCCAGCCGUCAAAAGAUUGAUGCGAGAAGCUCAAGAACUUCAUGAAGCGACGGAAGAGUAUUGCGCAUAUCCCUUAGAUGAUAAUCUUUUUGAAUGGCAUUUUACGAUACAGGGACCUCCUUCUACCGAUUUUGAAGGAGGCGUUUACCAUGGAAGAAUAUUAUUACCACCAGAAUAUCCUAUGAAACCUCCAAAUAUUAUUUUGUUAACUCCAAAUGGUCGUUUUAAGAUUAAUAAAAAAAUUUGUCUAAGUAUCUCUGAUUAUCAUCCUGAAACUUGGCAACCGUCAUGGAGUAUUAGAACAGCCUUGCUAGCAUUAAUUGCUUUUAUGCCUACACCUGGCAAUGGAACAAUUGGAUCUUUAGAUUACAGUAUUGAAGAAAGACAAAAGCUAGUUAAAAAAUCAUUGGAUUGGCAAUGUGAGAAUUGUGGAAAAGUGGUGAACCUAUUAUCCAAAAAUACAGCAAAGAAACCUAUUACGGAAGAGGAACAAAAUAUGUUGGAUACAAUAGCUCUGAAGGUCGAUGAUACACCCUCACCUGAAACAAGUUUUGCGGAGAAUGCGAACAAUGUUACUGGAAAUGAAUUGAGACGUCGUACGGAAACAACUUUCAGUGAAACGCAAGAAACUCAAUCAUCUAUGCAUUUAAAUCCUCAAGUAGAAACAAUGUCUUCUUCGAAUGAUCUAUUUUGGAGUAUUCUAAUAGCAAUUUUAGCAUCAGCGAUUAUUCUACUUGUUUUGCGACGACUCUUUCUUGUAUAAAUAAUUUUGCUAUAUAUAAAACACGCAUUACAAUUGUAAGUAUGUUAACAAAACAAAGGUAAAUUUUAUACACAUUUGAUGAAUAGCAUUUUUAAAUAUAGAAUGAAAACUUUAUACACAUUCACACAUUAGUAUAUUCGCUUUAAAAAUCAAUACACACAUACACGCAUAAACACGGAUCUAUAUUUAUUCUUACUAAUUAAAAUUUAAAUUGUUGCUUAUUAUCCAAAUUACAUAUUUGCUUCAAUAUUUAUAAUAAUUUGUAAUUGUGUUAUUAUUAUUAUUAUUAUUAUUAUUAUUAUUAUUAUUAUCAUUAGCAUUAUCAUUAUCAAAAAUUGGCUAUUUUAUUUCUAGUCUUUUAAAUUUUAGCAAUCAUAUUCAAAAAAUGGAUACUGGAUGAAAAUAUACUUUCCAUAUAUUAAAUGCAUUCUUAGUUGAAAUGUUAUUUUCUGAUAAAUAGUUCAUCAUUUAUACUUAACAUUUCACUAAAACAUUACAUGCAUAGUUCAUUAAAAUUGGAAAAUGUAGAUACGAACAGUAUUUAAUUUGGUUGCACUUUCAAAUUGACAUUGUGGAGUCUUUAACAUUGGCUAAUGAUUGAAUAACUAUGGAAUCCUAUUCACUGAUAUAUAACACAUGAUAUUAAUAAACAAUCUGUAUAUGUGUGCAUACUUAUAUUCAGAGUGAAAUAUAGAACUGAAAUCACUCAAUAUUUUUUAUUGAGUUACUUGCAGUUAUAUAUAUAUCACUUUGCAUUUAUAAUACUGUAACUGUGUAGUGUUAUUCCUGUGUAGUGUAACUUACAAAUGAAAUGCUUCGUUGUUGUUAAAAAAAAAAAAAAAGAAAAAAGGAAGAGAGAAAAAAAUAAUAAAAAAGAAAAAGAAUACAAAUAAAGCUAAUGAUAAAGAAGAUAUAGAAGAUGAAUCAUAAAAUGUAUGAUAUAUCUUCUAUUAUCCUAUGUAUAUAUGAAAAAAAGAAAAAUCAAAGGGAAUAUGUUAUUGCAUAAUUAACUAUUUGCAUAUAAACAUAUUUGUUAAAUAUUUAACGAGUAUUUUAGAAGUAAAACUAUUGAGAACAUUAAACCUUUCCUUCACAUGUAAUAUUUGAAUAUCACUAUGUUAGAAAAAGAUUAAUAGUUCAAGUACGUGACACUUAGGAUAUAUGAUAAAGAUAUAAUGCACAUUCUCAUCACACUAAUUAUAAUUAGUAUAAUUUUUAUUUUGGCACACUGUAUCUUGGUAAUUGAAAAAAUUAGAGCAAAUUACUAAGUAAAGAAACUCAACCUCUCAAAAAAUAAAUAAAUUGCAAAUACAUUA
Molecule: messenger RNA, 2433 nt
Organism: Vespula vulgaris
Lineage: Eukaryota; Metazoa; Arthropoda; Insecta; Hymenoptera; Vespidae
Product: ubiquitin-conjugating enzyme E2 J1-like
Exons: 6
Coding region: 314-1117 (267 amino acids)
Source: RefSeq, a predicted model, not a curated record